AUGUCCAGUGAGGUGCAGCCGAGGCCGGACAACAGCCCCAACACCAGCGGGGGAAGCUCGGACGCGGAGCAGAGGGAGGCGGCCCCCCAGGAGCAGGCGGGCCCCGAGCAGCGGGACCAGACCCCCCCCAAGAAGAAGGAGGCCAAGAUCUCCAGCAAGACGGCCGCCAAGCUGUCCACCAGCGCCAAGAGAAUCCAGAAGGAGUUAGCAGAGAUCACUCUGGACCCGCCGCCAAACUGCAGUGCUGGUCCUAAAGGAGACAACAUCUACGAGUGGAGGUCCACCAUCCUCGGCCCCCCCGGCUCCGUGUACGAGGGGGGGGUGUUCUUCCUCGACAUCGCCUUCACACCAGACUACCCCUUCAAACCUCCCAAGGUGACUUUCCGCACCAGGAUCUACCACUGCAACAUCAACAGUCAGGGUGUGAUCUGUCUGGACAUCCUGAAGGACAACUGGAGUCCUGCUCUCACCAUCUCCAAGGUGCUGCUGUCCAUCUGCUCCCUGCUGACUGACUGCAACCCUGCCGACCCUCUGGUGGGAAGCAUCGCCACACAGUACCUGACCAACAGAGCGGAGCACGACAGGAUAGCCAAACAGUGGACCAAACGCUACGCCACAUAGACACACACACACACACACACACACACACACACACACACACACACACACACACACACACACACACACACACACACACACACACACACACACACACACACACACAUGGAAGCACACCCGCUCCUGUCACCCCCCCCCCCCCCCCCCAACACCUGGAAAAUGAACUCUUAUUUGUUCCAUGCUGACUUGAAAAGCUUCUUUUUUAUACAAAGAGUCUAUUGGGAUUGUGUUUUCCAAUACACUGAAUGUUGAUAUGGUCAUGAAAAGCUUUAAUACUGUUAUUGUAUCGUUGUAAUGUUGUUGCAUUGUUUAUAACAUGGUCGCUCCUCUUUAUUAUUCCCAUUCCAUGUGAUGGUUUCUGUAAACGGAUCAUUCUGAGUGAGUGCUUUUACUUUCUCUCCCAGUGCUUUUGGUGGAUAUUAGUGCAUGGCCUCAGGAUGUGUGUGUUCAUGCAGCGGACGUGUUCGUAUUGUUUUUAUUAUUUCUUUUAUUUGUCUGGCAUGGAGGGAGCCCAUCACCAUGAUAGUGCUAUAAGUCUGCUGUACAUUUAAUGCCUAAACAUAUUCGAUUAAACACUGGCUGUAACGUGUCA
Molecule: messenger RNA, 1210 nt
Organism: Gymnodraco acuticeps
Lineage: Eukaryota; Metazoa; Chordata; Actinopteri; Perciformes; Bathydraconidae
Product: ubiquitin-conjugating enzyme E2 E2-like
Biological process (GO): protein polyubiquitination
Cellular component (GO): nucleus
Molecular function (GO): ubiquitin conjugating enzyme activity
Source: RefSeq, a predicted model, not a curated record